Molecule: messenger RNA, 1633 nt
Organism: Drosophila melanogaster (fruit fly)
Lineage: Eukaryota; Metazoa; Arthropoda; Insecta; Diptera; Drosophilidae
Exons: 5
Coding region: 169-1206 (345 amino acids)
Source: RefSeq, marked reviewed
UAACAGUAGCCCAGGGGAACUGGAACUGGACACAAGACCCAGACCCACGACGAACAAUGUGAGCGAGGCAAUUAAGCCAGGAAAAACGUCAGAAAUUGAAGUAGUUUCAGGGCGAAAAUCCCUAGCAGUUGAAAGUAUUAAUUAGUGAACAUUUGGAAAUUCAGCAACAUGACUCACCUGUCAGCGUUGGCAUUGCUGAUGCUGCACUUGCUCCUGGUGGUGCCCAUACCGGCGUCCAAUCCGCCCGUCACUCAACCCCAACCCGUUGACAAUUUCGAGGGGCUCAGUCCACUGUCCAAACAUUUCGAUAGCCACAUGGUCAGUCCAUCGACCAGCAAUAUUCCCAGCUCCGACUUUGAUUCCGCAUCCGGCAAUUCCACAAGGAUUCUGCGUCGCGGCAAGCGUUAUCUUCAAUUCAGCAAGGGAUCACGUAUGUCGUGGCGUACCAACGGCAAGAACAAUCUGUGGACAAUCAACACUCUGUAUGCCUACGGCUAUGGCUUCCGUGCCAAUUAUCCCUUUCCAUCCAUCGAGGAGCAGAAGAAGGAUAAUGCCGUCUUUUUUCGCCUGUUCAAGAGGGACCUCUUCUCAAAACUGGAGACUGCUCUGGAUGGACAUGGCUUCGAUGGUCGAGCUUGCAUGCUGAAGUCGUUCUGCACUGCCAUUAACGAUGUGGAUAAUCCCAAGCAAAAGAGCGGAAUGCUUUUCAAAAUGCUUAAAUUGAUAUUCCGUCGAGCCAAGCGAUAUUUGGAUAUUAUAGAGACAACUCGUAUAUUUGUGGGUAUAUUUCAAGUUAUAGUCAAUACAUAUAUUAACUCCCCCUUAAAGUUCCGCGUAAAUGCCAAAAACAAUGUGAUCAAAUCGCCGAUUGUGUGGGCUCAUGGCUAUGGCUUUCGAGCCAAUACGCCGGUGUUGGUCAAAAGGGAGAAUAGACCCUUUCGCAGGGACACCUACGAGUUGCUCCACGAGCUGAUUGAUCGCAGUGGCCUGGAUGGACGUGCGUGUGUCCUGAAGGCCUAUUGCACCGCCCUGGCCGGGGAUCAUGGUCAGGGAUUUUUGUUUAAGCUCUUGAAAUACGUAUUUACACUGGAUGAGCACGACAAGCGGCAUAUGCCGCAUCUGCGGGAGGAGAACUGCGAGCAAAUCAUGCACAGCCAUUGUCCAUUGAGUUUCGACAGCAUAUCCCCAUACACCGAUGAUGUUUAGCACUAAGCAAUUGGAAAAGAGAACAGAUUGGCCAAAUAAAUAUGAAUAGAUUUAUAGAGAUAAUUUAAAAAAUAAGUAUGUUGCACUUGAUGUUAAACUGACGACCCUUUUACGAAUAUAAAUGUAUUUUUCGAAACAGAAAACCUUCACUGAACAUCUGGCAAAUGACGGAACUGUAGAUUGAACUGGUUUGUUUUUUUGAGCUACAUAAAAUAAACAAGACACAGAUUGAAUUGCACAUCAAAACAAAUAAAUAGAUCCAGAAAACUGACGGACUGAUUGCCUAAAAUAAUAAUACUGAUAGUAAUAAAAGCACUUCAAAGUGAUUGAAGCCUGGGGUGAUUAAAUAUUGAAGCUCGUACCAUGGCACAAUAUACCACAAUACGAUUGUUAAUUCAGCGCGUUUUUAAUAAAAAUUUAAAACUUC